UGCUUUGCUGCCAAACCUGAUGGUGUGGCUAAAGUUAGCCCCCCACCGGGCUGGUAUAUAAGGCCCAAAGGGGUCCGUCGCUUGCAUGUCAGUCACAUCGGCUCGGCGUAGGCUUCUCGUCCUGUCCAACAACAACAACCCAACAAACUUGAGAGAUGGCACCCAAGAAAGCCAAGAGGAGACAGCAGCAGGGCGAGGGCGGUUCCUCCAACGUGUUCUCCAUGUUUGAGCAGAGCCAGAUCCAGGAAUACAAGGAGGCUUUCACAAUCAUUGACCAGAACCGAGAUGGCAUCAUCAGCAAGGAUGACCUGAGGGACGUGUUGGCCACCAUGGGCCAACUGAAUGUGAAGAAUGAGGAGCUGGACGCCAUGGUGAAAGAAGCCAGCGGUCCCAUCAACUUCACCGUCUUCCUCACCAUGUUUGGCGAGAAGCUGAAGGGCGCUGAUCCCGAGGACGUUAUCGUGAGCGCUUUCAAGGUCCUGGACCCCGAGGCCACCGGCUCCAUCAAGAAAGAAUUCCUUGAGGAGCUCCUGACAACCCAGUGUGACAGGUUCACCCCCGAGGAGAUGACCAACCUGUGGGCCGCUUUCCCCCCCGAUGUGGCUGGCAACGUGGACUACAAGAACAUCUGCUACGUCAUCACACACGGAGAGGAAAAGGAAGAGUAAACCUGGCUCUCUGCAAAACAAAACAACCCUCCACGUUAAUUCCACGCCAAAUUAUAUCAAACACGUACAUCCACCCCGUCCGCCCCGGCCUACUCAGGUCCUCUUACUUGAAACAAGUAAGCAGGUUGACCCAUUUGGUCUGUUUGUCUCAACUCUGAAUUGUCCUCUUUUUGUGGAGGAGGAACGGGAGUUUUGCACUAAAAUAGUCAGCGUCCACCCGCUUCCUUCUCUCAGAGGACAGGUCAGGUUGCAGGGGCCACAGAGAUGUUGAAAGAUGAUGAGGGGGGGGGAGGAAGGAAAGAAAGAAAAGUCACACUGGCUUGCCUCUCCUCGCCCCCCUUACUGCUGUUUCCCACCUGUUGUUGUGACUGUCUCCAUUGUAACAAAGAAAGAAGUACAAAUAAAAACCACUGUAUUUCGUA
Syngnathus typhle (broad-nosed pipefish) is the source of this 1090-nucleotide messenger RNA. It is a transcript of the gene mylpfb, whose product is annotated as myosin light chain, phosphorylatable, fast skeletal muscle b. Gene Ontology annotation, biological process: skeletal muscle tissue development. The record is from RefSeq and is a predicted model, not a curated record. Gene Ontology annotation, cellular component: cytoplasm. NCBI's taxonomy places the organism in Eukaryota, Metazoa, Chordata, Actinopteri, Syngnathiformes, Syngnathidae. The coding region runs from base 156 to 668 and encodes 170 amino acids. The transcript is spliced from 6 exons. Gene Ontology annotation, molecular function: calcium ion binding.